Messenger RNA from Podarcis muralis (Common wall lizard), 4410 nucleotides. It is a transcript of the gene PHF12, whose product is annotated as PHD finger protein 12. Gene Ontology annotation, cellular component: nucleus; Sin3-type complex. Gene Ontology annotation, molecular function: protein binding; transcription corepressor activity. Lineage: Eukaryota; Metazoa; Chordata; Lepidosauria; Squamata; Lacertidae. The record is from RefSeq and is a predicted model, not a curated record. Gene Ontology annotation, biological process: negative regulation of transcription by RNA polymerase II.
GCUCCCUUCCCCCGCUCCGGUUCCCGCCCGCCCUCCGCCGGGGCCGCCGCCGGCCCUGCGCGGCGCCGCUGUUGGAUGUGGGAGAGGAUGGAGGCCAAGACGGUGGUCUACGACCUGGACACGUCCGGGGGGCUGAUGGAGCAAAUCCAGGCGCUGCUGGCGCCUCCCCGGAGCGACGACGGCGCCGGCGCGGGAGGCAGCGAGAAGCGGAGCCGCCGGCCGGACCGCAGCGGGGACCACCACCAGCACCACCACCACCCGGCGCACCAUCACCACCAGCAGCACCACGCGUCGCCGCACCACCACCACCACCCGGCGCACCACCAGCAGCAGCACCACCACCACCCCGCGCACGGCGGAGACCGGCAGCACCACCCGGCGCACCAGCAUCACCACUCGGCCCAGCAGCAGCAGCGCCGGAGCGGCCGCGCCACCAACCACGACAGCUGCGACAGCUGCAAGGAAGGCGGCGACCUGCUCUGCUGCGACCACUGCCCCGCCGCCUUCCACCUCCAGUGCUGUAAUCCUCCGCUGAGCGAGGAGAUGUUGCCUCCCGGGGAGUGGAUGUGCCAUCGCUGCACCGUGCGCCGGAAGAAGCGGGAGCAGAAGAAGGAGCUGGGCCACGUUAAUGGCUUAGUGGAGAAGUCCGGGAAGAGGACCACGUCCCCCACCAGCGACGCAGCGGACUUCUUGGACCGGGCGAGUGGCGGCGUCCUCCGGACCCUCUCCCACACCCGGCUCCUAGAGCGGAGGGCCAGCCGGCCCGGCACGCCCACCUCCAGCGCCAGCACCGAGACCCCCAACUCGGAGCAGAACGACGUGGACGAGGACAUCAUCGACGUGGACGAUGACUCUGCCACUGCAGCAGAGGCAGACGGCGGGCAGCCCCAUCUGAAGCGGCCCUUUGAGCUGCUCAUCGCCGCCGCCAUGGAGAGGAACCCCACCCAGUUCCAGCUGCCCAACGAGCUGACCUGCACCACCGCACUUCCAGGUACUAGUAAGAGGAGGAGGAAGGAGGAGACGACUGGGAAGAACGUCAAGAAAGCACAGCAUGAGCUGGACCACAACGGGUUGGUCCCCCUGCCAGUCAAAGUCUGCUUCACGUGCAGCAGGAGUUGCCGCGUGGCCCCGCUCAUCCAGUGCGACUACUGCCCGCUGCUCUUCCACAUGGACUGCCUGGAGCCCCCUCUCACGGCCAUGCCCCUGGGCCGCUGGAUGUGUCCAAACCACAUUGAGCACGUGGUGCUGAACCAGAAGAACAUGACCCUGAGCAACCGGUGCCGAGUGUUUGACCGCUUCCAGGACACCAUCUCCCAGCACGUGGUCAAGGUGGACUUCCUCAACCGGGUCCACAAGAAGCACCCCCCCAACCGCCGCGUGGUGCAGUCCAUGAAGAGGAAGGGGCUGAAGGUUCCUGAUGCCAUCAAGUCCCAGUAUCGGAUCCCGCCCUCGCUGCUGGCCCCUGCGGCGAUCAGAGACGGGGAGCUCAUCUGCAACGGGGUCCCUGAGGAGCCCUCACUGAAGCACCUUUGCAGCCCAGAGCACUUAGCCACCCAGUCAGAGCAGCAAGAGUGGCUGUGCAGCGUCGUCGCUCUGCAAUGCAGCAUAUUGAGACACUUAUCUGCCAAGCAGAUGCCCUCGCUCUGGGACUCUGAGCAGGCGGACAAGGCAGACGUCAAGCCGGUGAUCGUGGCCGACGGCUCCCUGGCCGGCCCUUACCAGGUGGCGGACAAAGCCAGCCUCCCUCCCCUCUAUUCUGCGCCCUGCCCACCUGGCAUUGCCCCUCAGAACUCCUUGGGGUCUUCCCUGCAGGAGGACGCCCACUACCCCUCGUGUACGGACAGGCCCAAGAAAGUGUCUCCCUGCAGCGCAACGUCCAACGGCCCCAACGCCCCCACGGAGGUGAAAAUCAACGGGCCGCAUUUAUACAGUGACUCUGCUUCUGCCAACUUGACUGACUCCCCGAGGCUUGCUGGGCAGGGCAGCGGCGCCCUCCCGGGGUUGUCCCAGCGGCAGCAGCCAUGGCCCCGGCCUGCCACCCCACCGGUAGCCUGCGGGCUCCUCAAUCACAUGGUGGCGGGGGCUGUCGUGAAGACCGAGAACGCGGUGGGGCCAAUCUCGUGCACACACAGGGGCUCCGUGCCAACGGCAGGCAUGCCGGCCUCCAUCCCGAACUCUUGCGCCAGCCUGGAAGCUGCCAGCACUCUGCAAAGGAAGAACGUGCAGACGCAGGUUGGGCCUCUGCUGGCCUCGGACCUGGGGGCGAUGGACUCUCCUCUCACUGCCACCCGGGCGCUCACCCCUCCCCAAGCGGCAGCGGUGGGUGACGGGGUCUCUGCCAUCGGAGCUGCUCAUGGCUUUUGCUCGCCAGCACCGCCUCCAGACGGUAAGGUCAGCCCGAGCACCUUAUCCAUAGGAAGUAUCUUAACCACCCCCUCGUUGCUCCCUCCCAACUCUUCAGCCACGCUGGACCUCGCAAGUUCCCUGAAAGCAUUAAUGGACAGCAGCGGAGCAGAGAUUGAGAUAAACAUGCUGGAUGAGAAACUGAUCAAGUUCCUGGCCUUGCAAAGAAUACAUCAGCUGUUUGCUUCCCGGGUCCAGCCCUUUGCAGGCAACGCUGUUCCCCACCAGCCCAGUCCUGGGGGCAAUCAUGCGGAAGGGCAGAGGAAGGAGGUGCAGGCCCGAGCCGUCUUCUACCCUCUGCUGGGGAUGGGCAGUGCGGUGAACAUGUGCUACAGGACCCUCUACAUUGGGACAGGAGCUGACAUGGACGUGUGCCUUACAAACUACGGUCACUGCAACUACGUCUCGGGCAAGCACGCCUGCAUCUUCUACGACGAGAACACCAAGCACUACGAACUGCUCAACUACAGCGAGCACGGCACAACGGUGGACAAUGUCCUGUAUUCCUGCGACUUCUCCGAGAAGACGGCGCUCGUCCCGGCCAGCAGCAUGGUUGCCAAAGUACAGAGUGUGAUCAAGCGACACAAGAGCCGAAAGCAGCAGCAGCAGCAGCUGCAGCCGCCGCCCCCUGAGGAGGAGCAGCCCCCGAGCGAAGAGGCUGCGGUGAUGCGGUCCCAGGCCCAGGGCCCGUCCCCCAAGCCCUGCAACUGCAAAGCCAGCAGCUCCAGCCUCAUUGGGGGCAGCGGGGCCGGCUGGGAGGGGACGGCCCUCCUGCACCACGGCAGCUACAUCAAGCUGGGCUGCCUGCAGUUUGUCUUCAGCAUCACGGAGUUUGCGACCAAACAGCCCAGGGGAGGAGAUGCCGCCGCGGCCUUAGCACAAGAGAGGGACUUGGAGGAGAAGCUGUCCCCAAAGGCCCAGCAGGUCCCUGUGCUGCGCUCCAAUUCAGUGCCCUAGGAGGAGGCAGCGACCGAGGGAGGGAGGGGUUGGACAAGGAACAAUAAGUCCUCCCUCCCAAGAUCGAGAGACACUCUCACAGACACAUUGUGCACAGGAUUCCCUUUGAUGUACACGAACCAUGUCUUGUCUGGAUUCCCAAUCCUCAAUGUGGGCCACAGACUGUUGACGCCCUUUGCAUGAGAUGAAGAACUUUUAAUUUUUAUUAUUAAUAAUAUUAUUAUUAUUAUUGUUUGCUCAAGUUUUUAGGGGCAUUUGCACAUAUAUUUGUACUAUACAUUUCAUUUAAAAAAAAGAAAAGGAAAGGAAUUAACUGCAGCGUGUUGGGAGGCCGUGCUGGGGCAGAGCCGGCGAGAGGGAGCCGGGAGGGGAGGGGGUCGUUGACAUUGCCCCCCAGGCAAGCCUGCUCCCCUUUGCAGUUGUAAAAUAAUCCCAAAAAAACCUGUUCUAUUUUGUGCCAGUGACAAUAGUUUUUAUAUUAAAGAGAAAAAGAGAAAUACAGUUUUCAUACAGCAAAAAUCUAUUCAAUUAUCAUUGUUUUAUUUAAUGUAAAGGUGCGCUUUCGUCCUGCCAGAUUUAUUUUCUUCCCCCCGCCCUUUCCAACCUCCUGUGCCCCCCCCCCUUCUCUUCCCCUUCCUGCUGCAGUUGCAAUUCUGCGUAUUGUGUGUGUGGCAGGAAGCGAGUUCCGAUUUCCUGCUGCCCACCCUGUUUUGUUCCCGCCCCCCUUUUAGAUGAUGGAGAAGUAUUUGGGGUUCUGUGUAAAUACAUCCACUGACAGCGUUUUUCUCUCCCCCCGCCCACCCCCCCACUGUGUUUUUUAAGCUGUGUACGUGUGGGUUAUGACGUUUUUCCUCCAGUUGUCUUAAUUGUAGCAAAGCGUUUCUUUGUCGUAAGCCUCCUUUUCCCUCCCUUUCGUUCCAGAAACUUCCUUCCCACCCCCCACCCUGCAGCUAAGUUCUGAUGUACAGAAGUAAAUUGCUAUGUUUUAGGCUUUACGGAAACUUUUUUUCCUCUCUCCUGUAUUCUGUAUAUAAAACAAAAACUAUGGCA